Molecule: messenger RNA, 772 nt
Organism: Plasmodium reichenowi
Lineage: Eukaryota; Apicomplexa; Aconoidasida; Haemosporida; Plasmodiidae
Product: ribosomal RNA small subunit methyltransferase NEP1, putative
Exons: 1
Biological process (GO): rRNA base methylation
Cellular component (GO): nucleolus; small-subunit processome
Molecular function (GO): rRNA (pseudouridine) methyltransferase activity; rRNA binding
Source: RefSeq, a predicted model, not a curated record
CAAACAAGACGAUGAAAAUAGUGUUAAUAUAAAAGAAUCCAUUUUGUUAUCAGAAUUAUCGGAUGACCCAAAUGGUUACGAUUCAAGUGGUUAUGAUUUAAAUAAUUAUGAUGAUGAACAAGAGAAGAAAAAAAAAGUAAUUAUAAUUUUAGAAGGAGCUUGUUUACAAUUAAUUGAAGUGAAACGAUUUAUAUAUGAAUUAGCUAAUAGUAGGAAACAUAAAAAUAUUUUAAAAAAAAAUAAGGUGGAUGAAGAAAAUAUAAAAAACUUCAGACCUGAUAUAUUACAUCAAUGUUUAAUACAUUUAUUAGAAAGUCCUUUAAAUAAAUUUGGAUAUCUACAAGUAUAUAUAAAAACACAUGAUAAUCAAUUAUUUUAUGUAUCAUCAAAUUUAAAAAUACCUAAAACAUUUCAACAAUUUGAAUCCUUGAUGGUAACUUUUUUAAGAAAAUAUAAAAUUAAAGCAAAUGAAAAAAAUAUCUAUUUAUUAAAAAUUAUAAAAAAUGAUUUACAAAACAUAUUACCUAUAAAUGGACAUAAAAUAGGAUUAUCUUUGAAAGGAAAAAAAGUACAACUAAAUAAUUAUAUUAAAGUUUAUAAAAAUACAAAUCAACCGGUUACAUUCUUUAUAGGAGCUGUAGCAUAUUCAAACCCAACAAUGAAAUUACAGAUAUUAGAUGACAAUAUUAGUAUCUCUGAUUUUAGUUUAAGUGCUGCUAUGUGUUGUUCAUCUAUAUGUUCAGAGUUUGAACAUUUAUGGAAUUUAUUUUAA